GUGAUUUUUUUUCUUUCUGAUUCCUCUUGACUUUACGUAAAGGACCGGAGAAGAUAUGCAUUUCAACAAUAAAAUCACAUAAUAAACGCAUUCACAACCCAAGCCUGACCCAAUGGCUUUGGUCACGGUCGUAUCACCAUUACCCAAAUCCAAAAUCUCCCCAGUUAUGCCUAGAGAAGCAGGUGUGGUGGGGGAGCGGAAGAGGACUUUGUUUAGGAGAAGAGAACGGAACAGAUUGGAUAUUGGAACAACUUGCGUGGUUUUUGCAGUGCAUUAUCUGUGUCUUUUUGCGCCGUUUCAAUUCAAUUGGAGUGCGUUUUGGGUCGCUUUUGCGCUCUAUGUGAUAACAGGGCUUCUGGGUAUUACUCUUUGUUUUCAUAGAAAUCUUGCACACAAGAGUUUCAAGCUCCCCAAAUGGCUCGAGUACUCGUUUGCAUAUUGUGGACUUCAAGCAUUUCAGGGGAGUCCAAUGGAUUGGGUGAGCGUUCAUAGGGCCCACCACCAGUUUGGUGAUUCUGAGAGAGACCCACAUAGUCCAAUUGAAGGCUUUUGGUAUAGUCACAUGAUUUGGCUCUUGUAUAGAAAAUCUAUCACUAAAAGGUUUGGAGAGAAUAACAAUGUUGGGGACAUGAAAAAGCAGCCAUUCUAUAGGUUUAUGCAAAGAACCUAUAAUUUACAUGCAAUUGCAUUAGGUGUUUUGCUUUAUGCAUUGGGAGGAUUUCCCUUCCUUGUGUGGGGAAUGGGAGUGAGAAUUGUUUGGUUGUGGCACAUAACUUGGAUGGUAAACUCUGUUUGCCAUAUAUGGGGAAAGCAAGCAUGGAAAACUGGCGAUUUGUCCCGGAACAAUUGGUUGGUGGCAGUGCUUGCAUUUGGAGAGGGUUGGCAUAAUAACCAUCACGCCUUUGAGUACUCUGCUCGACACGGCCUCGAAUGGUGGCAACUUGACCUGACUUGGUUUGUGGUUAGGCUUCUUCAAGCUGCGGGAUUGGCCACUGAAUUGAAGCUGCCUUCUGAAAUGCAAAAACAGAAGAUGGCCUUCAACCAUUGAAGAACUAUCAAGUACUCUAGUGUUGCUAAUAAAAUAUGACACAGUUAUACAUCCCUUAAUGAAAAUAAUUGUUCCGAACAUUCAUGUCCCUGUCCUGCCAUACACUUUAAACAGCGCAUGUAUGUGGGUUACUGGGUCUGUGUAUGUAUGGG
Tripterygium wilfordii is the source of this 1200-nucleotide messenger RNA. Its product is annotated as palmitoyl-monogalactosyldiacylglycerol delta-7 desaturase, chloroplastic-like. The transcript has 5 exons. Gene Ontology annotation, molecular function: oxidoreductase activity, acting on paired donors, with oxidation of a pair of donors resulting in the reduction of molecular oxygen to two molecules of water. Gene Ontology annotation, biological process: lipid metabolic process. The record is from RefSeq and is a predicted model, not a curated record. Bases 113 to 1048 code for a protein of 311 amino acids. NCBI's taxonomy places the organism in Eukaryota, Viridiplantae, Streptophyta, Magnoliopsida, Celastrales, Celastraceae. Gene Ontology annotation, cellular component: endoplasmic reticulum membrane.